CUUUCCUAACAUGCUACGGAAUUCACUUCGGGCGAAGUACCGUGUUUUAGGGAGUCCAGUGGUGGAACACCCUUUACAUGUCCAAAAAGUUCCAGACUAGGUGUGAGAGCAUUUUGGACUUGCCAAUGUUUCUUUACGCAUCGCUAAUGAAGAGCACGUAAGUCGGAUAAACUCAUGGUACCCAUAUGAAUGGUCUAAUACAGAGAAAAAUACCACAAAACACUGUUUUCCCAAAGCCAAAGGUAGUAAACCAAUCAUUCUCUCCUCAACUGGUCAACUGACUGUAACAUUUCCGGACUAUAAAACACGCCUGGUUAGACUGGUCGGUCCCAUGGCUGACGAGGCUACAGGACGUUUCUUUCUUAAUCUUUGUGUACGUGUAACUCGAGACUCUAGUGUUGUGUAACCGGCUCAAUCUCAGUUUCAAUCAACUGUUUCUCACGCGAAUAUAAGCAGGCGGUUCCAGAGUUUUCCCAUCGAGUUGCAGAAGAGCGAGCGCCCAGAUCCGGGGAAGGUCGAUCAUAAACACGCGUCAUGGCUCAGAAGACAGUGCUGAUUGUGUACGCCCAUCAGAGUGGGGGGUCCUUUAACUCGGCAGUGAAGGAUGUUGCCGUGGAAGCCCUCAGACAGCAGGGAUACAAGGUUGUUGUGUCUGACCUUUACGCCAUGAACUUCAAAGCCUCCGCCACAAUGCAGGAUAUCACAGGUGAGGUGAAGAACCCGGAGCACUUCAAGUACGGAGAGGAGACCAUGCAAGCCUGGAAGGAGGGUCGACUCAGUGAUGACAUCAUAGCUGAGCAGCGGAAAGUGGAGGCGGCGGAGCUCGUCAUCUUCCAGUUCCCUAUGUACUGGUUCAGCGUUCCAGCCAUCAUGAAGGGCUGGAUAGACAGAGUCCUGAGUCAAGGCUUUGCCUUCUCGCUGCAGAAGAUGUACAGCAAUGGAAUAUUCAAGGACAAGAAAGCCAUGUUGUCGUUCAGCACUGGAUCUAUGCAGACUAUGUACCGCCCUGACGGCCUCAACGGAGACAUUAACGUCACACUGUGGCCCCUACAGAACGGCGUGCUUCACUUCUGUGGGUUCCAGGUGCUAGCCCCCCAGGUGUUCUGGUGUCCGGGACACAGCCCCCCCGCGAAUCGGACAGCCAUGCUGGAUGGCUGGAGGGCCAGGCUGAAGACCCUGCUGGUCGAGCGACCCCUGACCUUUGCCCCCUGCGAGCUGUUUGACCUGACCUUCCCCGGGGGCUUCAUGCUGCGGCCGGAGGUCAGGGAGGAGCAGCGCACCCGCCCCCACGGCAUCACCACCGGACACCACCUGGGGAAACCCCUCCCCCCUGACAACCAGCUGAAGGCUGAAGGCUGAUAACCCUCUGAGAAUUAUUUAUCCAAUAGAACCCAGAGUUGCCUUGGGCCGUUACUCUUCUCUAUUUUUAGAAAUUAUUUGCCACUAGUCUUACACAAAGCUAGAAUGACUAUGUAGAUGAUUCAACACUCUACACAUUAGUAUCAGGUGAUUGUUUUUAUUAUUCAUCUUUAAGACCUAAACCUCAGCUGGAGUUGUGUAUAAAGGGUGUGACCAUUGAGCAAGUUGAGGAAGCUACAUUUCUACUUAUAAACAUGGUGGUUCUAGCCCUGAAUGCUGAUUGGCUGACAGCCGUGGUAUAUCAGACCGUAUACCACGGGUAUGACAAAACAUUUAUUUGGACUCCUCUAAUUACGUUGGUAACCAGUUUAUAAUAGCAAUAAGGCACCUCGGGGGUUUGUGGUAUAUGGCCAGUAUACCACGGCUAAAGGCUGUAUCCAGGAACUCCGCAUUGCGUCGUGCUUAAGAACAGCCCUUAGCCGUCGUAAAUUGGCCAUAAACCACAUCCCCAUCGUGCCUUAUUGCUUUAGUAUAACAUUGGAUGGUCAGUUUUUAUGGUCAAGUCAAAUUGACAGAGUUGUUGUGAAGAUGUUAUAAUAAUGUUCUGCGUUUUUGAAACAUCAAUAAACUGCUCUAGUUGUUCAGACUCUG
Salmo salar (Atlantic salmon) is the source of this 2010-nucleotide messenger RNA. RefSeq names its product NAD(P)H dehydrogenase [quinone] 1. Gene Ontology annotation, cellular component: cytosol. The record is from RefSeq and is a predicted model, not a curated record. Gene Ontology annotation, molecular function: NAD(P)H dehydrogenase (quinone) activity. NCBI's taxonomy places the organism in Eukaryota, Metazoa, Chordata, Actinopteri, Salmoniformes, Salmonidae.